This is a messenger RNA of Lathyrus sativus (Indian pea), 579 nucleotides long. The record is from the annotation of a GenBank genome assembly. Lineage: Eukaryota; Viridiplantae; Streptophyta; Magnoliopsida; Fabales; Fabaceae.
AUGGACAAGUAUUAUGUUUCUACUAGAAUAGCUGGUUUGGAGAACAGUAAUUCUUCCAAAGUUGAUGAUAAGGUUAAGAAACAGAUUAUGGAUGCACUACUGGUGAGAGACCAAGGAGAAAAUAUAAUCGGAUUAUGCGGGCCAGAUAAAAGAGUUGAGGAUUCUGUAAAAACAGUUAUAAGAAGAGCUGAGAGAGAUCAAUUGUUCCAAAAGAUUGUUACAGCAAUUGUGACUAAGAAACCAGACAUUAGAAAUAUUCAAAUGCAAAUUGGUGAUGACAUAGAUCUCAAUUUUGACGAUAAGAUGAAUCUAACUGAAUCAACUUUCUGCAUGUGUUUUGGUAAUAAUAAAAGAAUGGCAACUGCUGAAAGGGCUAGUCUUCUGUGUGCUAAGAUGAAGGAGCUGCAAACAGUCCUAGUUGUAAUGUAUGAUCUUCAUGGCAGACUCGAUUUAGGUGAGAUCGGUAUUCCCUUUGGUGAAGAUCAUAAUGGUUGCAAGAUAUUGCUGUCAUCUAGAAAUUUGGAGGUUUUAUCCGAAGAAAUGAAGGUUCAUAAAUUGAUACAAUUAUCAGAGACAUGA